Bombyx mori (domestic silkworm) is the source of this 1622-nucleotide messenger RNA. RefSeq names its product fumarylacetoacetate hydrolase (gene Faa). NCBI's taxonomy places the organism in Eukaryota, Metazoa, Arthropoda, Insecta, Lepidoptera, Bombycidae. The record is from RefSeq and is marked provisional. Gene Ontology annotation, biological process: L-phenylalanine catabolic process; L-tyrosine catabolic process; homogentisate catabolic process. Gene Ontology annotation, molecular function: fumarylacetoacetase activity.
CGGCAAACAAGUUCAUUAAAAUCAUUAGCAUACCCACUAGAACUAACCUGUAAAACUUGUAGUCGGUUGCAUUUUAUCAGUCUACCCAUUUCGUUCGAAAAAUUUGCUGUGUCAAGUCGUAGCGUAAAAUGAAAUCUUUCAUAGAAUACUCGUCAGAUUCAGAUUUUCCAAUCGAAAAUUUACCGUACGGUGUGUUUACGUCUGAUAAAAAUGCCCAAAAACACAUCGGCGUGGCGAUUGGAGAAUGGAUCUUAGAUUUGAAUAUUAUUUCACAUUUAUUCGAUGGCCCGCUACUUAAAAGCAAGCAAAAUGUAUUCAAGGAAGAGAAAUUAAAUGCGUUUAUGGCACUGACCAAACCUCACUGGAUCGAGGCAAGGGAAACUUUACAGAAAUUGCUAGACGUUUCUAGUCCUGCGUUGCAAAACAAUGCCGAACUACGUGAAAAGGCCUUCGUGAAGCAAACGAACGUUCAAAUGCACGUGCCUGUUGAAGUCGGAGAUUACACAGACUUCUAUUCGUCGCUGCAGCACGCUACCAACGUAGGCAUAAUGUUCAGGGGAAAGGAGGCCGCUCUGUUCGAGAACUGGAAACAUCUACCGGUGGGUUAUCAUGGACGUUCCAGUUCUAUAGUGAUCUCUGGCACACCUAUCCACAGGCCUUAUGGACAGACCUUGCCUGUCGAAGGUGCGGCGCCCCACUUCGGUCCCUGCAAACUGAUGGACUUCGAACUGGAGGUGGGCGCGUUUGUCGGAGGGCCCCCCACACAACUGGGCGAGAGGGUCUGCGCCAAAGAUGCCGAAGACAAAAUUUUUGGUUUCGUGCUUUUGAACGAUUGGAGUGCACGUGACAUCCAGAAGUGGGAGUACAUACCUCUCGGGCCGUUCACAGCCAAGAACCUCGGCAGCACCAUCUCGCCGUGGAUAGUGACCUUAGAGGCACUGCGUCCGUUCAUCGUCGACAACUUCCCUCAGGACCCGACUCCGUUCCCCUACUUGAAACACGACGAUAAAUUCAAUUUCGACAUCAAACUGGAAGUGGACAUUCAAACUGAAAAGUCCCCGGUGGUGACCACCGUUUGCCGUUCGAACUAUCGGUACAUGUAUUGGACGGUGAAACAGCAACUGGCGCAGCAGACUGUCACGGGCUGCAACCUCAGACCGGGAGACUUGCUCGGCUCGGGCACCAUCAGCGGGGAGGCGGCGGACUCUUUCGGAAGCAUGUUGGAAUUGUCCUGGAAGGGCACCAAGCCCGUUCGCCUUUCGACUGGUGAGGAGAGGAAAUUCAUACAGGACGGAGACACGGUCACAUUGCGCGGCCACUGCCUCAACGCGACCGGACUCAGAAUAGGGUUCGGGAGAUGCGAGGGGAAACUAUUACCGGCCAUACCUUUCCAAGAAUGAAAUAUAUAUAUCGACAAGUGAAAGGGCUAUUUAACCCUUUGACUGUGAUGAAGGUCACCUAUCCCCUACAAAAGUAAAUGUUGUGUAUUAAAAGAAAUAUCGCUUGAACAAAAUAUCCUUUCACCCCUCGAUUAUAUUAUUAUUAUUAUUUUUAUUCGAGAGAUUUCUCGACUUUAUUGCGAGUUGUAAAUCGUUAAAUUUUCUAAUAAAAUUUUUUUUUUU